This is a messenger RNA of Talaromyces amestolkiae, 2004 nucleotides long. RefSeq lists its product as uncharacterized. The record is from RefSeq and is a predicted model, not a curated record. Gene Ontology annotation, biological process: lipid metabolic process. Lineage: Eukaryota; Fungi; Ascomycota; Eurotiomycetes; Eurotiales; Trichocomaceae. The coding region runs from base 1 to 2004 and encodes 667 amino acids. The transcript has 9 exons.
AUGUCUUUGUCUACUAUGAAGAUUUUUCUCCUCGCACUUUGUGCUGGAGUGUAUGCCUCUCCUUUGUUGACCGACAGAGCAACUUCUGAUUCCGGCAUCUUCUCUGAAAUGCAGCGUGCUGCUGAACUGUCUUCAGCCGCAUACACAGGUUGCAUUGGCAGCGCCUUCGACGUGACAAUCACCAAGCAAAUAAACGACGUCGCCACUGAUACCCAGGGGUUCGUUGGAUAUUCUACCUCUAAAGGCCGUAUUUCGGUUGUCAUGCGAGGAUCUACCACGGCCACCGAUAUUUUGAAUGACAUCGAUACUACCUUGACGACACCAUCGUUCUCCGGAGUGAACUUCCCAGCCGGCGUUCAGAUUAUGCAAGGUCUGGCAUCGCCUUGGGGUGCAGUCCACGACGAGGUGAUCGCCGAGGUAAAAUCACUUAUUGCAAAAUACCCGAGUUAUACAUUGGAGUCUACAGGUCACUCUCUUGGGGGUGCCUUGACCUAUCUGAGUUACAUUGCUUUAGCUCAAAACUUCCCCGGCAAGAAUAUUACGAGCAAUGCGCUAGCAGCAUUCCCGAUUGGAAAUGCGGCCUUUGCAGCCUUUGGCACGGCCCAAAAUGGACUUCUUCGACGUGGUAACAAUGCUGGUGAUGGUGUGCCGAACAUGUACGUUUCGUUACCAUACGACUUCGUCCACUACGGAGAGUGCGAUCGGACUGAGCCUGCGUGCUUCAAAUGCCAACAAGCAAAAUUUGCCUGCCCGGGUUAUCGCAGCUUGGUCGAUGUGAACUUUCGUGACCAAUCCCAACAUGUCAUUGACAAAGCACAGCUAGCCUAUCGUGGUCAAAAGAGCAAGUCGGGCGUGUCAAAUGCACAGAAGACCAAGCAUAUACAAUCCAUACAGCCCGUAUCCUGUCUGGUCUCGACUACCGCGAUGGACCAGCCAAUAUGUAUCUUUUUGCAUAGUUAUGUCCCAUCGGAUUCGGUCCCCGUGAAAACCCAGUUGACCACGUCCCAAAUUGUCACACAAGUCAAAUCAAGUUGUGCCGUUCGUUGUGCGAUAUCAUCUGUUGGACUAGCCAUGCUCGCGAACACCAGAAAUGAUCCGAACCUGAUGACCGAGGCUCGGAGGGAAUAUACCACUGCCCUGCGUUUGACGAACUCGGCCCUUAGACGUGAGAACGACUGUCUAAAAGAUACGACACUCAGUGCAGUCUUACUGCUAGGCAUGUUUGAGGUGAUGGCUUGCGAAGCCCCCAAAUCAGUGGAGAAUUGGCAGAAACACAUCACCGGUGCUGCCACACUGCUACAAUUGUGGAAGUCAAAGAAGGAUAUGACGCCCACAAGUAUUCAGCUAUUUACACAUCUUCGCACGGAUGUGAUGGCAAACUGUCUGCGAACUCAAACCCAUGUUCCCCCCAUGGUCAGACAAUUGUCGACAUUGGUCGGGACUUAUAGAUCGGAAGAGAACAUUCACGCCGAAAGUCUAGGUGGGAUUGUGGCUGAGGUGUGCGAUCUUUUUGCUGACGUGCGAGGAAACGGGAUUCCGGAGCUUGUGAAAGUCAUUGAAAGGGCAGAGGACAUCGAUAGUCGAAUGCACGCUUGGAGUUUAGGUCUUUCAUCACGGUGGAGAUAUACAACUCACACUUACUCUGAGAGCCGUCGCCUAGUCAACCACGAUACCUGUGGUGGCACAUACCAUCUAUACCCUCAUGUCUGGGCCUGUAACAUCUGGUCGUACUACCGGACCGGACGCAUUCUUCUAAAUCUCUUGAUUCGAGACCGUUUAAAACCACUUGCCGACUAUGAUCCCGAAUGGAGGUGCGCCUACGAUAGAGCCAAAGCAAAUAUUGCUGAGCUAUCUAUGGAUAUACUACACAGCGUACCGUAUUCGAUGUCGUUGCAGUUUUCGUCCCCAUCGGUGGCUGGGAUCAACUCGCCCCCUGGCGGAUGUCUGGCCAUCGGAAAUGGGCUAUUGGCCGGCUGGAAUACAUUGGGCAUCGCAUGGGAAUAG